AUUUCUCUCAAGUCCCGGCGAUUCGCGCUAAAGGGUCCCUUAAUAGUUCGCGUUCUUGUUUUUAAAAAGGUCGGAUGAUCGCCACACAAAUCGUUCUUGAGAAGGUCGAAGCUUCACCAGCAACGCGCUCUCGGUAGCCAGGCUCGCUGAAAGCUUCACCAUCACCAUUGCUUCCGGCAUCGCCAUCAUAACAUAGUACAUCGUCUUCGUCUUCUUCUUCCGUCUCACGCAGUAACCCGACCUCAACCACUCCAUACUACUUAGCACCACUCCUGAACGUGGUCGCCCUGCGUGGCUUCUCCAAGCAUAUAAACGAACAACGACCGUCAAGAUGGGUUGGAUAGAGACCACCAACCGGGCGGUCGCCAAGAGUCCGGUCGGUCGCUGGUUCAAGCUGGACGGAUGUGGACAUCCGAAAGAGAGGAAGGGCUCCUACUUCCUCACCGAGAUGCGAGCCGGAAUCGCCACCUUCUUUGCCAUGGCCUACAUCAUUGCCGUCAAUGCCAGCAUCGUGUCCGAGACUGGAGGCACCUGUGUGUGCCGUGAGCCACCGACCGCGGGCGCGAUACCCUGCGCCAACAACACCGAAUACCUCCUCUGCAAGGCCGACAUCAAGAAGGACCUCGUCACGGCCACAGCAGCCAUCUCGGCUCUCGGGACCUUCUGCAUGGGUCUCUUUGCUAAUCUCCCAGUGGGAGUCGCCCCAGGCAUGGGCUUGAACGCCUACUUUGCUUACACGGUCGUUGGCAAGCACGGGACCGGCCCGGUCCCCUUCGAGGUCGCCCUGACGGCCAUCUUUAUCGAGGGCUUCAUCUUCUUCGGUCUCGCGGCGCUCGGCUUGCGCCAAUGGCUCGCACGCGUCAUCCCCCGCUGCAUCAAGCUGGCCACGAGCGUCGGCAUCGGCCUCUUCCUGACCCUGAUCGGCCUGACCUACGCCGAGGGCAUCGGUCUCAUCGUCGGCGGCACCUCCGUGCCCAUCGCCCUGGCCGGCUGCCUCGAUGAGCUCAAGGGCGCCGACGGCCAGUGUCCCGACAGCGUUAAGAUGCGCAGCCCCAUGAUGUGGGUCGGCAUCUUCUGCGGCGGCGUAUUCACCGUCAUGUUGAUGUUGUACCGGGUCAAGGGCGCCAUCAUCGCCGGAAUCAUUCUCGUCUCCAUCAUCUCCUGGCCCCGCACGACCGCCGUCACCUACUUCCCCUACACCGACCUCGGCAACAGCAACUUUGACUUCUUCAAGAAGGUUGUCGACUUCCACCCGAUCCAGAAAGUGUUGAACGUCCAACACUGGGAUAUCGGAGGUUACGGCGGCCAGUUUGGCCUGGCCCUCAUCACCUUCCUCUACGUCGACAUCCUCGAUACCACCGGCACCCUCUAUUCCAUGGCUCGCUACGCCGGCCUCGUCGACCCCGUCACCCAGGAUUUCGAGGGUUCCACUUGGGCCUACAUGGUCGACUCGCUCACCAUCGCGGUCGGUGCCGUGAUGGGCACUCCACCCGUGACCGCCUUCGUCGAGUCCGGUGCGGGCAUUGGCGAGGGCGGCAAGACGGGCCUGACGGCCAUGUCGACAGGCCUCUGUUUCUUCAUCUCCAUCUUCUUUGCGCCCAUCUUCGCCUCCAUCCCGCCCUGGGCCACCGGCUGCGUACUCGUCCUGGUCGGCUCCAUGAUGGUCCAGGCCGCCACCGACAUCAACUGGAGAUACCUGGGCGACUCGGUCCCGGCCUUCGUCACCAUCGCCCUCAUGCCCUUCACCUACUCCAUCGCCGACGGCCUCAUCGGCGGCAUCUGCCUCUACAUCCUCCUCAACACCCUCGUCUGGCUCAUCGAGAAGGCCUCCUUCGGCCGCAUCGUGCCUCCCAACAAGGACCUCAAGGAGCCCUGGACCUGGCGCUCUGAGGGCGGCAUCAUGCCCCCGUGGGUCGGCCGUCUAGCCAAGGACCCGAAGCAUUUCUGGCGCAGGUCACCCCAGCCCUCCGUCUCGGAUACUGAGGGCGUGGCCGAGCGCAUCGUCGGUAAGACGGUCGAGUUUGAUCGGGAUGCGCCCGUGGCCACGGGCCGGGAUGAGAAGACGGCUUGAUUGCGAUGUUUUGGUUUUUGUUUCUUUCCAAGCAUGUAUCUGUGAGAAUAGAACGUUGGGGAUGUAGCAUAUUCACGUAAUUCGAGCGGUUGUUCAAGAUAUGAGAAGAGUCUCCUGAGUGGAAUUGUGUGUGGUUCACAUUACCCAGCCUCUCUUGAACAAAUCAUUGCUCAGCGACAGGCAAUCAAACGGCUGCAACUCGGCCAAUUUUGGUCCCG
Molecule: messenger RNA, 2289 nt
Organism: Thermothelomyces thermophilus ATCC 42464
Lineage: Eukaryota; Fungi; Ascomycota; Sordariomycetes; Sordariales; Chaetomiaceae
Exons: 5
Coding region: 332-2071 (579 amino acids)
Biological process (GO): transmembrane transport
Cellular component (GO): plasma membrane
Molecular function (GO): purine nucleobase transmembrane transporter activity
Source: RefSeq, a predicted model, not a curated record